This is a messenger RNA of Rhincodon typus (whale shark), 1651 nucleotides long. It is a transcript of the gene blmh, whose product is annotated as bleomycin hydrolase. NCBI's taxonomy places the organism in Eukaryota, Metazoa, Chordata, Chondrichthyes, Orectolobiformes, Rhincodontidae. Gene Ontology annotation, biological process: proteolysis; L-homocysteine catabolic process; response to toxic substance. Gene Ontology annotation, cellular component: cytoplasm. The record is from RefSeq and is a predicted model, not a curated record. The coding region runs from base 200 to 1585 and encodes 461 amino acids. Gene Ontology annotation, molecular function: cysteine-type aminopeptidase activity. The transcript has 12 exons.
AACAAAUGCCAGGCUUAGACCCCUCCCCGCCAUUUCCUGACAGAUACGAGGCUGCAUUUAGCCUCUCGACUGCCUCAAGUUGUCUCAGGUUCCUGUAUCUGGUUAUUCCUGUAAGACGCUGCAGCCAUUCAGACUCUUUAAAGUUGCAGAAAUCAGUGUCUUCUGCAGAAGGGAUCUUUUGAGUGAGUCUCGCUACAGGAUGUCAGCAGGUCUUUGUCCAGAGAAGUUGGCGGCUUUCACCGAAAGCUUCAAGCAAGUGCCACAAUACAGCCUUGCUCAGAAUAUAGCAACCAGUGGUGACCUUUUACAAGCUUACCUUCAAAGAAAAGUUGUUCAGGAAACAUCGCAAGUGUUCGAACAUGUAAUUCCUGCUGAAGGAAAGCCAGUUACAAACCAGAAAAAUACAGGGCGGUGUUGGAUUUUCUCUUGCCUCAAUGUGAUGCGGCUUCCAUUGAUGAAGAAAUUUAACGUUGAAGAGUUUGAGUUCAGUCAAUCCUACUUGUUCUUCUGGGAUAAGAUUGAGCGUUGCUUUUACUUCUUGAAUGCAUUCAUUGAGGUUGCUCAGAGGACUGGUGAAGAGGAAGAACCUUUCGAUGGUAGACUUUUGCAAUUUUUGCUUACGAAUCCUGCAAAUGAUGGAGGCCAGUGGGGUAUGCUUGUUAACCUCAUCGAAAAACAUGGAGUUAUGCCUAAGAAGUGUUUUCCUGAAUCCUAUAGUUCAGAAGCCAGCAAGGCCAUGAAUUCUGUUCUGAAUCACAAGAUACGGGAGUACUGUUACCGUCUACAAAAAAUGGUGAAAAAUGGAUCAUCUAAUGAGGAGCUCUCGGUUGAAAAGGACAAUAUGAUUGAAGAGGUCUUCAGAAUAGUUAAUAUUUGCCUGGGCACACCUCCUGAAACUUUUACCUGGGAAUUCCGAGACAAAGACAAGAACUACCAGAAGAUUGGACCACUAACACCUCUUCAGUUUUAUACCGAACACGUGAAGCCAUUUUUCAACAUGGAAGACAAGGUGUGCUUGGUUAAUGAUCCCAGAUCCUUCAAUCCCUAUGGAAAGCUGUACACAGUUGAAUUUCUGAACAACAUGGUUAAUGCAGGGGAAACUUUAUACAUCAAUCAGCCAAUUGAGGUGCUAAAGCAGUCGGCUGCAGCUUCCAUCAAAGAUGGCGAGGCAGUCUGGUUUGGAUCUGAUGUGGAGAAGGACUUUUGCAGCAAGCUAGGGAUCAAUGAUCCUAAAAUACUUAACCGAGAGCUGCUGUUUGGAGUCUCUCUGGGUAACUUUGGCAAAGCAGAACGACUGAUGUUUGGUGAAUCGCAGAUGACUCAUGCUAUGGUUUUAACUGGCUUCUCCGAAAAGUUUGGCACACAGGUUGGAAACGAAGCCGGAUUUGAAAAGUGGAGAGUGGAAAAUUCAUGGGGAGAGGACAGUGGGAACAAAGGUUACCUGGUUUUAUUGGACGAUUGGUUCACUGAACACGUCUUCGAAGUGGUUGUGGACAAAAAGUACAUAUCAGCAGAGAUUUUGAAAAUAAUGGAGCAGGAACCCAAAGUUCUACCAGCUUGGGAUCCAAUGGGCUGUCUAGCAUGAACAACAAAGGUUUUAUGUUCUUCAAGCAAAAUUAAAGUUGUGAAUAAAAAUAUAUUCAUUCCUACA